This is a messenger RNA of Anoplophora glabripennis (Asian longhorned beetle), 3416 nucleotides long. RefSeq names its product putative zinc metalloproteinase YIL108W. Bases 101 to 1627 code for a protein of 508 amino acids. The record is from RefSeq and is a predicted model, not a curated record. NCBI's taxonomy places the organism in Eukaryota, Metazoa, Arthropoda, Insecta, Coleoptera, Cerambycidae. The transcript is spliced from 4 exons.
UACGUUACCUUGAAGAACUGUACAAAUUACCACAUUUUCUUUGUCUCUUCACAAAACUGUCUGCUUAAACAAAUACCACCUUCUCAAAGUUAUUUUAGUAAUGUACCAGCUGAAGCCUUGGCCAAAGGGAAACGAUUUUUUCGUGUUGCAGGCAAUGAACAACCAUAACAUAAAAGUCACCAACUUCACCAACCUAGACGCCGUGACGUACCCCAUCAUUAAACUAAUCGGAACCAUAGACUACGAAGUCAGUGUCUCCUGCCAAAACCAGACCGACAAGAACGUCUACCUGACCCUGAACAACAACUCCAACAUACUCAUCACCACGAACCUGAUCGAAAACAGGUUCAAGUUUCUAGUCGAACUCCAAAGGGGCAAAAAUCAAAUCAAUAUCAAAUUCUGCUGUGAGACUAUCGGGAUUACGCUAGAGUAUUUUUCUAUCAAAUCCGAGAAUUCUGUGAUACCGCUGUAUGUGAUUUGCGACGGGCACGACGGAUACUUCCAGGCCCCCCCGUGGGAGAAUAACAAUGUCGAAAGUGCCUGCAAGAGAAUUACUUUGUGUUCAAAACUGCUCCAAUGCGUUACGGCUGAAAAGCUAUACGAGCAAAACUUGGGGAGGAAAACGUUUUGCUUGGAAUCAGACUGCCAGGUGUUCCACAGCGAAUUGAACUACCUGGAGGCCAGGAACAUGACUCAAGUGGAACUGUGGGAAUAUAUAGGAAGAGAAAUCAUGAAGUCUGAUAUAGCGUGCGAAAAUAAAAAAUACCUAGCGUUUCUGUCGUGUACAAGGUACUGGGGAGAAAAUUACACCGAAGCGAUGAAAACUCAUGAGGAUCUGUUGCAAAUCACCCAAGCAUAUGUGGCGCUAGGAGGAGGGGGUUUGGCGUUGUUCGGAACGGCUUGUCUCUACACUUGGCCCGAGAGUUUCGAAGAGAUCAUUCUCAGAUUUGAAGACACCACGUUAGUCGACCGCGCACUGUUCUUAGAUGAUAGUUGCUAUAGGGGUACAGUCGGAGCAAGUUUUUCGACGACUUUGGGAUCAGUCCUACACGAACUGUACCACACUUUCGACUUGGGUCACACAGAAGAGGGGAUUAUGAGUCGGGGUUUCGACAAUAUAUACAAAGUAUUCACUCGUCCUCACUCCACCGCCCAGAAAUCAAAUUCUAGUCAUGACAUGACCAAAACUCUCCAGGAUAAGAUCGAAUUCAAGGAGGAGUUCGAGUCUGAGAGUUUAGUUGAAAGACUGCAGAAGGAAAAUAAGAGAAAGGAAUUUACCGUUAUCAGAAAAAUAGACGAGGAAGCUGACGAUACGUUUUUGACGAGAAGUUGUGCUGUUUUGUUAUGCUAUCACAGAUGGUUCAACCAAAGUACAUCCAGACAGUGUUCAUUAUUGUCCUUCGAUUGCUUCAACAAACUUAUAAAGUCAACCUCUGGAAUCAGAGUCGUCGAAAUACGAAGUAAAAACGUGGAACUCAUUAUUCAUAAUUGGACCUUUGAAGGAAGGAUCCUGAAAUUUUCAUUUCAAAUACCCCAGGACGUCAUAAUCAGUUUGAACGAGGAUAGCUACAUCAUGUUUGUUGAAGACACAGUCGGUUGCAUUUUGAAAGAGGAAUUUAGCAUGUAAGGCAUUUUCUGCAAAAUUUGAGGGGUCAGUAAAUUUUUUACGAGGAUAUUCAAAGUACUCAAUAGCUUAGGCUUAGCGAAGAUAAUGUCCAACCCACCUUUUCACAAUUAAUAGAAUUACCAAAUCAAUUUUGAAAAUAGUAAUGAUUUAAUCAAGAAAUUAUUUAAUAUAUUUUGAGUGUUCGCGCCCAAUUGCAGUGACGUACUUGCGCACAUUGGUGGUGAAGAUAAAUAUAAAUCACUGGAAUUGCUCCAAAUUGUACAACUCCUUUUUUUUAAGCAAAUCAUCUGGUUUUGACGUUGAACUGGUGGACUGGACGUUCGAAAAAUAACAUAAAUUGCAUGAGAAAUAUUUAAAAUCAAACUCUUUCAUUUAUUUUUAUACGUUCAGACGAAUUUUGCUACCGUAGCAAUAUAGCAAUUAGCAGAAGUGUAUUAAAAUAUAAUAUAAAUAUGUAUCUGACUGGCUUAGGCUAAAUAAUAAGCGUGUUCGUUUUUCUAACUUUCUCAUUUAAAGGAAUACGUCCAUUGAAGCGCUCGGCUAAAUAAAAAAAUGUCUUCCUAAAUAUAUGAUAUAGAUAAUAAUAGAUAAUAAAAAAAUGUUUUUCUGUGCUAGCAUGUCUGGUUAAAACUCAUAACUACUUCUAGCAAAUGUGAUGGUAUAUUGCUGAAUUUAUUAAAUUAGACAUAUGAAGAGGAUUGAGAGCUUAUAUUAUAUACAUACAUAGUUUAAAUUUCAUAUAGUUGCAAAUUUCUAUAAAAGAACCAAAUUCGAUCCAUUUUUUCCAGUCUUGUUUCUGUCUCCAAUUAAAUUGAAAUUGCAGCAAAAUUGCUUCUUAGAUAUAGUGUAGGUUUAAAUUUGGUUCAUCUUUUAAAAUAAACUCCUGGAAAAAUAUUAACGCAACCACUGAAAAUUGGUCCCAUUUUCAAAAUUAAUUUUCGCGUGAUCGGCUAAUCUCUUUUUUGAAUUAUAAAUUUCUUCCGGUUGUCGGAAAUAUUUUUGCAAAAAAAAUUUUUUUCAAUACCUCCUAUGUUACCACAAUAAUAGGGAAAAACAUCUUUGGAACUGCCGCUGACUCUAUUGAUAGCUCGUCUAGUUUUACAAACGUGUACACAAAUUGUUGUACAUGAAUAUGUGCAGUUUACUCACAGUUUUCAUCACCGUGUCCAAUAAUUUAUUAUUACUUUAUUGAUGGCCAUUUCAGUAUAUUCAUUCGCACUUAUUGACACGCACACAAACAUAGCAGGCAAAAUGUCUCUUCACAAAAAGGAAACACAGUUAAAGGUAUGAAACACUUGCUCAUUAAUAAUUUUGUUUGAAAUUUCCCAAAGCGAGUAAAACUAUAAUUAUUCAAAAAAAGAUCGGCAAAAUUAAAUUAACCUUUCAUGAGAAAAACAACUUUUAGUGGUGUUAUGUUUGCCCUGGAGUUAUAAACCCUAGUAGAUUGGAUUUGUGUUGGAAAACUCUUGCUUUCUACCAUCUCACUUUACAGUUUCAUCAAACUGUUUUCGCAGAGGAAAAUAGUUAUAGCAUUACAGGGUAUUUCAAAUUACUGUCUACCUACUUUUGAAUUUCCUCGUAUUUUUCUUUAUAUAAUGAAAAGCCAAAUAAUUCUCAUAGCUUAGAACACCAUAAUCGAAACACAAGAAUACGUAAGCUAAAAUAAUCAAAACAUAGAUUUAGAGAAUAAUGAGAAUCGAUAAGAAUUUUGCUAUUGUUCGUGUGUAUAUGUAGCAAAUAAUAGAUGAUAACUAUUUAUUUUAAUUAAUUUACUUAUAUUUAUUGUGAG